GCACACACGCACGCACACACAGGAACCCACACAUUCACACUCACACAUACACUCACACACACACAGAAUGCAAACAUUGAGAGUUUUAAUGCGCCGUUUGAAGGACCGUAAAUUUCUCCAGAACAAGUCAUGCGUAAAUCCCGGCCGUCGCUAUACAAGCAGCAGCCUGCCCAAUUUUAUACUGGUCGACGUGGAUGAGCAGGAGGAUGUUGAAUCGGAGGAUAAUCUAGGCAUACAUCCGAUCUAUCCGAUAUUGGGCAAUCGGUAUUCGGAUCUGUUCUAUAUGCCGCAGAGCGUGGGUCCCGCCUAUCAGGAUCUGUUCACGACCGCCGAUCAAUUUGAUCUAAGCAAAUAUCACGAUUCGAUGGCCUGGAACGGCAUCCAGCCGAUCAGAGCCCAGGUUGUGCGCUGCCCGAAACUGCUGCUGCCCCACAUGAAGCGCCUCUUCACAAUACCCUGCUCCAAGCUCAAGGAUCCUGUCAACUUUAGCAUAUUCAAUUUGUAUUUCGACAGCGAUGUGAACAGCGCCAUCAAGGCCUUUGUGCUGAUCGCCUCGCAGUAUUCCGUCGAGUUUAUGCAGGAUGGCUAUUGGUCGGACUUUGUCAAUCCGUUUACGGGUCGCGCCUAUUUCCGGCCGGCCGCCCGACGCAGCCUGCUCAGCCAGGAGGCCCGCUGUCUGGGCCACAACAUGAUCUUCAAGGACGUGCACGGCUGCACCGUCAUCAAGGAGGCCAAAAAAUGCACCUUUGCCGGCGCCAUAUUCAGCGACGUGCCGGUCAACUACUUUGAUUGAUCCAGAAUCCAACAAUUUUUAUUGCAGUCCAAUGCAUUGGCGUGUGUCUCUGUCUUGGUUCCUUGUCCACAUUCAAGUUCAGUUAGAGUUUGUCCACAAAAAAAAAAUACAUGUACCAAGUGUUUAAUAAAUCGGAAGCCCGGCAAUGACUUUAUUUGGAAAAA
Molecule: messenger RNA, 957 nt
Organism: Drosophila novamexicana
Lineage: Eukaryota; Metazoa; Arthropoda; Insecta; Diptera; Drosophilidae
Product: methylmalonic aciduria and homocystinuria type D homolog, mitochondrial
Exons: 1
Coding region: 68-793 (241 amino acids)
Biological process (GO): cobalamin metabolic process
Source: RefSeq, a predicted model, not a curated record